AUGUUCAUCGGAGGUCUGAAUUGGGAGACUACAGAUCAGUCCUUGAAAGAUUACUUCUCUCAGUUUGGAGAGGUACAAGAAUGUACUGUGAUGCGAGAUAGUGCUACGGGUCGCUCGAGGGGCUUUGGUUUCUUGACGUUCAGGGAUCCGAAGACUGUCAACACCGUCAUGGUCAAGGAACACUAUCUGGAUGGCAAGAUUAUCGACCCCAAGCGUGCAAUCCCGCGGGACGAGCAGGAAAAGACCAGUAAAAUUUUCGUUGGCGGUGUCAGCCAAGAGGCAAAUGAGCAUGAUUUCAGAGAAUUCUUUACUCAGUUCGGGCGUGUAAUCGAUGCAACCCUGAUGAUUGACAAGGAUACCGGUCGCCCCCGUGGCUUUGGAUUCGUGACAUUUGAUAGCGAAGCGGCUGUCGAGGCAGCACUCUCACGUCCUCUAGAAAUUCUCGGUAAGCCAAUCGAGGUGAAAAAAGCCCAGCCAAGGGGCAAUUUACGCGAUGAGGAAGACCGCCGGUUCCGUCGUGGCAGGGAGAGUUUCCGUGACGGAGGCGCGAUGGGCGGCGAUGGUUCGCAGCAACAAGCCGGUGCUCAAGGCCAAGGCAGCAUGGCCGGUGGACUCACCCCGCAAAUGAUGGCACAAUAUUGGCAGAGGAUGCAGCAAUACUUUGCUCUAAUGCAACAGCAGAUGGCCGUUGCUGCGGCUCAAGGUCAAGGCAUGGGCGGAAUGGGCAUGGGUGGAAUGAACCCAGCCAUGAUGCAACAGAUGCAGCAAAUGAAACAAAUGCAGCAAAUGCAAAUGGGGAACGGUCAAGCGCCGCAAGGCAGCCUUAGCCCUCCGUCGCAAAGCACUACGCCCCAGACAAUGGCACCGAACAUGAUGAAUCCCGCAGUAAUGCAGCAGAUGCAACAGAUGCAGCAGAUGCAGAAUCAAAGCCAGAGCAGCAAUUCCGGCGGCAUGACUGGCCAGAUGGGAGGAGGUGGCAAUGGAAUGAACAUGGCCGCAGCCAGCGCCAAUGGGAAUUUCUCGGGCCAUCGUGGUGGACCUGGCUACAAUGCUCAGGAACAGAUCGCCUUCGAGCAGCAGAAAUACGAGCAGCAACAGGCACGCCGUGCCAUGGAAAAUCGGGCCUUCUCUCCCUACCAGCAAGGUGGACCAACUUCUUGGGAAGGUAUGUAUGAUGAAGUACCUCAGCCGAACAUCCCGACCGGGCCCCAGGCCAUGACCCGCGCGGGGAGCAUGGGACGCGGUCCGACUCCACAACCUCAGAGUGCUGCCCCCGCCAAUGCUCCGACAGGGCCGAAGAAUGCUGGUAAGCCGGGCGCUAAUUAUCGUGGUGGGGGUCGCGGAGGUCACCGGGGCUUCCAUCCUUACUCGCGGGGUUAAAGUGAUAUGAUCUGCCUUUCAAUUUUGUGCUUCUCAUCUUCACGCUGUUGUACAUGUGCACCCCAGUUCUAGUUUCUACCCUUCACUUGGGAUUCUCUCGUGCAAUUAAGCAAAUCUUUCCGUUGCAACCCCCUCCCUUCUCUUCAUGGCUGUUUGAGGAAACUUUCUCUUCUGUUUUUCUGUUCUUAAGCUGUGCAAUCCAGAAUGGCUUGAUCUUGCAGCAGUAAAAGUGGCAUUCGGUUUCACACCAACCACCUUAAAAUCAUCCCAAGGCUCCGCCCAACCGUUGCCUGUCUUCUAUCUUGUUCCUGUCGUGACUCUUCAGAUUGUAUGACGUUCUCCCUCUCUCUAGUGCUAUCCUUGUGCUCUC
Messenger RNA from Aspergillus saccharolyticus JOP 1030-1, 1750 nucleotides. RefSeq names its product heterogeneous nuclear ribonucleoprotein HRP1. Gene Ontology annotation, molecular function: RNA binding. The transcript is spliced from 4 exons. NCBI's taxonomy places the organism in Eukaryota, Fungi, Ascomycota, Eurotiomycetes, Eurotiales, Aspergillaceae. Bases 1 to 1380 code for a protein of 459 amino acids. The record is from RefSeq and is a predicted model, not a curated record.